Pezoporus occidentalis (night parrot) is the source of this 2741-nucleotide messenger RNA. It is a transcript of the gene HAO1, whose product is annotated as hydroxyacid oxidase 1. Gene Ontology annotation, biological process: fatty acid alpha-oxidation. The transcript has 8 exons. Gene Ontology annotation, cellular component: peroxisome. Gene Ontology annotation, molecular function: FMN binding; oxidoreductase activity. The coding region runs from base 60 to 1172 and encodes 370 amino acids. The record is from RefSeq and is a predicted model, not a curated record. Lineage: Eukaryota; Metazoa; Chordata; Aves; Psittaciformes; Psittacidae.
AAUACACAGCUGAAAAGAGAGGGAAGUAGGACUGAACUAACCCUGGGAUAUCUGCAGGCAUGUCUGGAAAGCUGGUUUGCAUUGCUGACUUUGAGGAGUAUGCUGCAAAAUUCCUCCCCAAAUCAGUGUAUGAUUAUUACCGCUCUGGAGCAGAUGACCAAGAAACACUAGCAGAUAAUGUAGCAGCAUUUUCAAGGUGGAAGCUGUACCCCCGUGUGCUCAGGGACGUGUCAGUGAUGGACCUGUCCACCUCGGUGCUGGGGCAGAGGAUCAGCAUGCCAGUCUGUGUCGGAGCCACCGCUAUGCAGCGCAUGGCUCAUGCUGAUGGAGAGACAGCAACUGCUAAAGCUUGCCAAGCCAUGGGGACAGGGAUGAUGCUGAGCUCCUGGGCCACCUCUUCCAUUGAAGAAGUGGCUGAAGCAGCUCCAUCCGGCCUUCGCUGGCUGCAGCUCUAUGUGUACAAGGACCGGGAGGUUACCAAAUCCCUUGUGAAGCGUGCGGAGCGAGCAGGAUACAAAGGGAUCUUCGUGACGGUGGACACGCCGUUCCUCGGCAGGCGCUUCGAUGACGUGCGCAACAAGUUCCAGCUCCCUCCCCACCUCAGAUUGAAGAACUUCUCCAGCAGUGACCUGGCAUUCUCCUCAGGGAAAGACUUUGGAGAAAACAGUGGAUUGGCUGUGUAUGUAGCUGAGGCAAUCGAUGCAAGUGUCAACUGGGAAGACAUCAAAUGGCUUCGAGGGCUGACCUCACUGCCUAUUGUCGCAAAAGGAAUCCUCAGGGCUGACGAUGCUAAAGAAGCGGUAAAGAUUGGGGUAAAUGGUAUCCUGGUGUCAAAUCAUGGGGCACGCCAACUUGAUGGGGUCCCUGCAACUAUUGAUGUCUUGCCUGAAAUCGUUGAGGCUGUGGAGGGGAAGGUGGAGGUGUUCCUAGACGGUGGUGUAAGAAAAGGCACAGACGUUCUCAAAGCACUUGCUCUUGGUGCCAGAGCUGUGUUCAUUGGAAGACCUCUCAUCUGGGGCUUGGUUUAUCAAGGUGAAGAAGGAGCAAAAGAGGUUCUCCAGAUGCUGAAGGAAGAGUUUCGCCUGGCAAUGGCACUGACAGGGUGCCGGAGAGUAGAAGAAAUCGGCAGGACGCUGAUACGAAGACAUCAAGUAUUGUCUUCCAAGAUUUAGGUCUGAAGAUUAUUGCCUAGUGUCUUGCCUGUUGUACGGAAAGUGGGCUACCAGAUAAAAAGCAACUGUGUUCACUCUUUGGGCUUCAUCCUGCAAUCCUGACUGAGAAGAAGUGGUCUGUAGGAGACGACUUGCUGAAGAAUGUGCUUAACGCAAAUGUUACAGGUGUUUCUGUAUUCUCUUAGGGUCCUAAGGAAAACUGCUCUACUGGGAGUUGUGAUUAAAGAUGGGCCUUUAUAGAAGACCAAUAUAGAAACUUCAAGGUGUUUUGCAUCAAACCUAGUAUUAACUUACAUGCCUGGAAGUAACUCCGAUGUUAAAGUGAAACUAUAAACUGUUUGACAGCAAACCACUAUCAAAAUGGAGAAAUUUAAAAUGUGAAAGAUAGUUCUUGCUUACUGUUAGAGAAACUACACUGUAGAUUGUGGAGAUUAAAUCUUGCUUGCUUGUGGACAUAGUGUCAUUUCCCUAAACACUAUAUGCUAUUACUUACAACUAAGAGUCCUCUAAGCUCCUACUGCCUACAUGCUUAGAAAGAACUGAAUAGCAAAGCAAAAUUAGGGAAAUUCUGCUAUUUAAGUGACAUAAAGCCCCUCUGCAACGAGACAAUGUUACACAUGUACAUCAGGUCUAGGUCAGCCUCUUGGCUGGUGCAAACCCUUGCAGCCCUAUUGCCUUCAGCAAACUGCACCAACUGCACCCAGCUGAAGCUGUGAGUCCGGUUUUCACCUGGAUUCAUUUGCUGACAGUGGCAAGUGAAGGCUGAUGCUACCUGGGAGAUUUUGUAGGAUUUGCAGCCAUGUGCAAAGGAGGAACUUGAAUAAUUGAGGCAUUAACCCUUCACUUGGGAAGAUCCUAGUGGCCCUACUCAGUUUCCAUGAACACCCUUCAGACAGAUAAAUCUUAGUGUUACUCACUCUGUUUAUGAUGUGGAUACAGAGACAGGCAGGAUCUGCUGAACAAUCCAAAUCCCCACUGAAUUCAGGAGAAAUUUUGCCCUGUAAAAGGGUACCUUCAUACUACAGAGUGACCUUUCCUUAAGUGAGCAAGCAGGCAGAGGAGGUAAGACUCUACUAAUCUCCUCUUGGGUAAAACUAAGGGUGGCUCUUCAUGUGUCUCACUUCUGCUGCAGGUAUAGCAAUGUUACUGGAAGCAGGCAGAGGCCACUGCAGGAAGGUUUUGAAAAUCUUAUUGUGGAAAUUCAGUGUUCAUUUCUAAGGAGGAAUAAAAGAAACCCCAAAAGCCUUGGUUUCAUUGUUCACUGUCACUGACAUCACUGGCUCCACCGUUUGUUUCCCAUCAGUGUCAGAAGGCCUCAUGUGUUCUGACUCUCCCUUUUUGCUCUGUUUGACAUAUCCCUUACCGAGCUUUAGAGGCAGCUUUGUAAUAAAAUGAUGGAAUAUUAUAAUGUGAACUAAAGCUGGGGCUGGAACUCAGAAAGGGGAGAAAACCCAAAAGGCCACAUGCUUGCCCUCCAGUUGUAAAAUCCAUACUCUUAUUUACUGCAGAAUGCAGUGUGUUGUGUGAGGGUUGCGUAGCAACAAAAUAAAGUUUAUCUCUGUAAGGAAA